Messenger RNA from Poecile atricapillus (Black-capped chickadee), 2812 nucleotides. Its product is annotated as RNA-splicing ligase RtcB homolog. The record is from RefSeq and is a predicted model, not a curated record. Bases 348 to 1865 code for a protein of 505 amino acids. Gene Ontology annotation, cellular component: nucleus; tRNA-splicing ligase complex. Gene Ontology annotation, biological process: tRNA splicing, via endonucleolytic cleavage and ligation. NCBI's taxonomy places the organism in Eukaryota, Metazoa, Chordata, Aves, Passeriformes, Paridae. The transcript has 12 exons. Gene Ontology annotation, molecular function: RNA ligase (ATP) activity.
CCCCGAAGCCGUACGUGGCGUGAAGGAGGAGGCAGCCAGGUCCAACCCAGCCCCCUGCGCUCCCUCUCGCUCCCUGGCCCGCGGGUACCGGGUGCCUGCCGCGGGCUGCCGCAGCACCGUGGGGGACAGGUCUGGCAUGGGCUUCGCAGGGGGCGGCCCAGCCCUCGGCACGGGUGAGGGAUAGACGGACAGACGGACGGACGGACGGACGGGGGCGGCAGGAGGCAGGGCUGAGGGAAGAGGUUUGAGCCUCGCCGGCUUCUGUCCGCUGCUGCCGCGGGCCCGCGUCAGUUCCUGGCGCCGGCCGGCGCUGCCAUCGGGACCCGCCGACCGGGAGCGCCGCCGCCAUGAGCCGCAGCUACAACGAUGAGCUGCAGUACCUGGACAAGAUCGACAAGAACUGCUGGCGGAUCAAGAAGGGCUUCGUGCCGAACAUGCGUGUGGAGGGCGUUUUCUACGUGAACGACCCGCUGGAGAAGCUGAUGUUCGAGGAGCUGCGCAAUGCCUGCCGCGGCGGAGGUGCGGGUGGCUUCUUGCCUGCUAUGAAACAGAUUGGGAAUGUGGCUGCAUUGCCUGGCAUUGUUCACAGAUCAAUAGGCCUUCCAGAUGUCCAUUCUGGCUAUGGAUUUGCUAUUGGCAACAUGGCUGCCUUUGAUAUGAGUGAUCCUGAAGCAGUGGUUUCACCAGGUGGUGUCGGCUUUGACAUCAACUGUGGUGUCCGCUUGUUGCGGACAAAUUUGGAUGAAAGUGAUGUGCAGCCGGUGAAGGAACAGCUCGCCCAGGCUAUGUUUGACCACAUUCCUGUUGGUGUUGGCUCCAAAGGUGUCAUCCCCAUGAAUGCCAAGGAUUUGGAAGAGGCACUGGAGAUGGGUGUGGACUGGUCUCUCCGGGAGGGCUAUGCCUGGGCAGAGGACAAGGAGCACUGUGAGGAAUAUGGAAGAAUGCUGCAGGCUGACCCCAACAAAGUCUCAUCAAGGGCAAAGAAAAGGGGCCUGCCUCAGCUGGGGACCCUGGGAGCUGGAAAUCAUUAUGCUGAGAUCCAGGUGGUGGAUGAGAUUUACAACGAAUAUGCUGCCAAGAAAAUGGGCAUUGACCACAAAGGGCAGGUGUGCGUGAUGAUCCACAGUGGAAGCAGAGGGCUGGGCCACCAGGUUGCCACAGAUGCACUGGUGGCUAUGGAAAAAGCUAUGAAACGGGACAAAAUCAUAGUGAAUGAUCGCCAGUUGGCAUGUGCCAGGAUUGCCUCUGCAGAGGGACAGGAUUACCUGAAGGGAAUGGCAGCUGCUGGCAACUAUGCCUGGGUUAACCGCUCUUCCAUGACUUUCCUAACACGACAGGCCUUUGCCAAAGUCUUCAACACAACCCCAGAUGACCUUGACAUGCACGUUAUCUACGAUGUGUCGCACAACAUUGCCAAAGUGGAACAGCAUGUAGUGGAUGGAAAGGAAAGGACUCUGCUGGUGCACAGAAAGGGAUCAACCAGGGCCUUCCCUCCUCACCAUCCUCUUAUUGCUGUUGAUUAUCAACUGACUGGACAGCCCGUUUUGAUCGGUGGCACAAUGGGCACUUGUAGCUAUGUCCUCACUGGCACAGAGCAAGGCAUGACUGAGACCUUUGGAACUACUUGCCAUGGAGCUGGUCGUGCACUGUCUCGAGCCAAAUCUCGACGCAACUUGGACUUCCAGGACGUACUGGACAAGCUGGCUGACAUGGGCAUUGCCAUCCGCGUUGCUUCUCCCAAACUGGUCAUGGAAGAAGCACCAGAGUCUUACAAGAACGUAACUGAUGUGGUUAACACCUGCCACGAAGCUGGCAUCAGCAAGAAAGCCAUUAAACUGAGACCUAUUGCUGUUAUAAAAGGCUAGGAGCCAGCAAGGCACUGAUGUCUCCAGGCCUUACACAAAACUGACUAGAAUUAUCAUCUUCCCACACCUCUUGGACUCUGUAGGAUGCUCAAAUAUCACAUUCCUGUUCUGGAAACACAACAGCUGAAGAUACACCUAUUUUUAACCACUCCUAGCCAUAAUUUUUGCCCCUCCUUGUUAUAUGGCAUUCUUUUCUUGUGAGGACAGGGCAAAGAAAUAAGUAACUCUUGGUUUUUAUAUGCAGUCCUUCCUCCAUUUCCCUGCUCAGGCAGGACUUCAGGCUUGCCUGAGUUGUCACUAAGUGCUGUGCUACAAGACCACCUCCUUCAGUGAAGGUGGUGUAUGAACCAGACCCUGCUGUUGCCACACCUGAGUGCCUGGAGCUCUUUCUGCAUAUGGAAGUACUCUGAUAGACAGGGUAUUGCACUUGUGGGCAGGGAGAGGCUGUCCUGUUUGCAGGUACCUUUAUGCACAGUCUCUACUCUUGCAUGUUUUGUGGCAAUUGGUUAAGAAAUCUGGAGUUGGGAGCAGUCUCCUGCUCAGGUUGAGAGGGGCUAGCUAAGCUUGAGACAGUCUUGCCCCAGCCUCUCCCAUUUAACACAGCACCUGGUGAACUUGGCUCAGGACAAGUAGGCAUUCCACAGUCUUUUGGAAAAGCUGAGUAGAACUGAGUAUGUUGCCUUGAAAGAUUUUGUUUGCUUAAUGAAAAUUGUAACUUAGAGAUGUGCUAAUCCAACACUUAAAAAAGCUCAGCCUGUGAAAGUUGGGUUGGGUAAUGCUGCUCACUGUGUCCCACAGCUCUACUUUAAGGGAGCCCAGUUUCAGGGUCAGGCCCAAUGUGAUGGGGCUUACAGCGUUUCUUUUACAUUCAUUAACCAAGGCUGGAGAGGAAGCUGACCUUCCCCACUGGAUCAUUUUGGGGGAUUACAAUAAAAUGGGAAGAUGGA